Molecule: messenger RNA, 506 nt
Organism: Closterium sp. Naga37s-1
Lineage: Eukaryota; Viridiplantae; Streptophyta; Zygnematophyceae; Desmidiales; Closteriaceae
Source: the annotation of a GenBank genome assembly
UGACCUUCAAUACAACACCUUGGAGAACAGCAUUCCCAGUUCCAUCACCAACCUCACCGCCCUCACCUACCUCAACCUUGCAAGCAACAAACUCAACAGCUCUGUUCCCAUAUUUGACGGCUUCCCUGCACUCACCUACCUCGGCCUGGGAGGGAACAGCCUGCAAGGAACCUUCCCUGUCACGGGAAACCAGGCUCUUCCCCUCAAGACACUGGACCUCCGAGGCAACAAGCUUGCAGGCAGCAUCCCCCGCUCCAUCUCCUCUCUCUCUGCUCUCGAGCAUCUGCUCCUGGGAAUGGGCGUCAACCGCCUGCAGGGGCCAGUCCCUCCCACCAGCUGCCCCCCGCCCUUACAUCGUUGAGCUUAUCUGCCUUCCAUUUCCUGCCUGCCCUCCUGCGGUCUCCCCCGCCGCCCCCCUUUCCCAUGCCAGGGGAAUGGGCGUCAACCGCCUGCAGGGGCCGGUCCCGUCCACCAUGGGGAACCUUGUCAAGCUGACAGCGCUGUGA